Pimephales promelas (fathead minnow) is the source of this 7282-nucleotide messenger RNA. RefSeq names its product tet methylcytosine dioxygenase 1 (gene tet1). Gene Ontology annotation, cellular component: nucleus. Gene Ontology annotation, biological process: chromosomal 5-methylcytosine DNA demethylation, oxidation pathway; positive regulation of transcription by RNA polymerase II. Lineage: Eukaryota; Metazoa; Chordata; Actinopteri; Cypriniformes; Leuciscidae. The record is from RefSeq and is a predicted model, not a curated record. Gene Ontology annotation, molecular function: DNA binding; DNA 5-methylcytosine dioxygenase activity; zinc ion binding.
AUACAUAUAUACCGUAUGUCUAUGUAUAGAUUUGACUGCUGCACAGAUUUUCUAUAUUGAGAACAGAAAUCCAGUCCGGGUUUUCCCGCCACCUCACGCCGACGUCCAUUAAAUAUCCUGAAGUUGACUGGAGUGCAGGUCGAGUCUGGCAGAGGGCUGCCGUGCCGUGAAUGGAUUGGCAUAAGAGGGAUUUGCCUUUUAUCGGGUGCUUUAGUCUCUGUGGCAGCAUGUCAGUGUCACAGUUCACAGUUAUAUUGUGAAGACGUUAUUCACUUGUGCCUAGGGAAGAUCCAUCGAAGAGAAAUGCGGAAGGAUCGGUCGUGUCGUACAGGCGGGGAAUAUUAUUAACGUUAGCCCUUCAGACAGUGCAUCUGUCUCUCCGGUAGCCAUACAUCCAUAUGCCAACAGUGGAAAAAUGUCUGUGUGAUCUUAUUUGAAACUAGGAACAUAACCUAAAAUAUCUAAAAAGUACUGUUGUCCAGAGUCAUCUUCAUACUCUUUUCCAUGCCGGCUAUCCUGAACUCCUCCUCCCUCACCCUCACGUACUUCAGCUAUGCCUCAUAUUCCCAAAGCACCCAAGAAGUCAUCUUGUGCAUCCAAAAAGCGAAAUGUUAGAAAGGUGAAAGCUUCCACGACCAGGAGGCAAACGGUCAACUCGCUCAAAGCCAGUGGUAACAUCAAGAAGGCCAUAGACAAAAAACAAGCACUAAAAGGGGCCCAGAGGACUGUUGACAGCAAGGCCAGCAAGAGGACAGUCAAGAAUGUUUAUAGUGGUAAAGGACCCAGGCACACUCGUGGUUCUUUGAGACAAAAUGGCUUGUUGUCAAAACCUAAUGGAAAAGGAAAGACUCCAAGGAAUAGUGUCUCGAGCGUCCUACAGGAAGUUGAGUCCUUCAGGAGGGUGGUUACAAGAAGAAAGGGAGAUCAGGAGAUCAGGGAACAGGAUACCGAUACUAAAGGGUCAGAAGUUCAUGAUCCUACUGGUGAUGGACAACAAAAGGGUGCUGUUAUUCCCACUGGAGAGGGACAGAUCAUUAAUGUAAGCUCGGCGGAAACUGCGGAGGAGCACAUAGAGACUGUUGUUCACGACACUGACAAGGCAGAGGAGGAGAAGAUAAAAGCAAACACAGAAACUGUACAAAAUGAAAGCUGCCUUGCUUCUAAUGAGCAGCCAAACACAGCAUUUGUUGAGCAGCAUGACCCUCCGAGGCACGACCCUGUCAAUAACGUGGACUUUGCCUACAACAAUAAUACCUCAGGCCCAACGACUCCCUCCCCUUCACAGUCAGAUAAGCAUGUUUUAGGUCAGGUUGAGGAGGUUCCACACAUGGACUUUCCCGACAGUUCUUUUGAAACCACUCCAGAAAACUCUACAGAAGCAGGUGAGACUGUGGCCUCCCAAGUGAGUCAAUCCUCCAAUGAAUCACAAGCACUUGAAAACAUUGCAAAUGCUCCCCAGAAGGAAAAAAGUGAGCUGCAAAGCACUGCAGAUGUAGACACCAAAGAUGAAAUUGACGAUGCAGAAAUGUCGAUGAAGAAAGAGGGAGCGCUUUCUCUCCUCUCGCUGAGCACAACCAUUUACAACAGCACUCUUUGUGAAAUGGGCCAUAGGCCUCAGGUGACGGCAUUGCUCUCCAGUAGCACAGAAAGCACCCAGUCCUCGUUUGACAGCGAGUCAGAGUCGGUUUUUGAGCACAGUGCGGUAGGAAACCCUCCUCUCCAGGUUGAGGAUAUUCAGCGGCGUUUACUUCGAGUUCAAGAGAGGAGGGAGAGGAAGAAGAGAAGUCGCUGCUGCGUUUGCAUGCCUUGUCUGCGCAAGAUGAACUGUGGGGAAUGCAGGAAUUGCCUGAACAGAAAAACGGGGCAUCAGAUCUGUAAGCUCCGGAAGUGUUUUGAGCUGAGGAAAAAGCCCCUCGUGAUCUGUUCGAGAGAGGUUGAGUCAGAGGCAAACUCAGUAAAUGGCACAAGCUCAGAGCAGAUGGAAGAGACCUGUCCGACACCAAAGGAAGAGGCGCAUUACAUAUCCUUAACACACAAUGUUCCACCUGAUGUUCCCACGCCUCUCGGGCACGGCUUGUUACCAGAACCUCCUGGAAAGGAUCCCAGGACCACUGAUGUACUUCUCCCUCACACCAUCUCUCUAACCUCUCAUAAUGGUGCUGAACACAUGAAACCAAACACUGAGAGACAUGUGGAUCCUACCGAGCCACAUGCCGCAUUCCAUAGAUCUACGUAUAAGAAAAGUCACGAACCAGAGGCCGUUCAAGAACAGAUUGUUGCUCUGAAGAAGAUCAAACUGGAGGAGCAAUGGGUUGAGAUUGAUGACCAGCACUCAAAGCACUUAGAAUCUAGCGAGUGCUAUGAGGAUGCUCUAUCUACACUAGCAGCUGUGGUCUGCUUCUCCAGUACAGAUAGGAAAAGUCUAGAGAAGAGGCUUUUCGGACCUCAGGCCUCAGCCAUGCGUUUAAAAACUGAGCCGAAAGAAGAACCAUAUCAGUGUCAGAUAAAUCAAGGACUAAGUCCUGAAGAACCCCCUCAGAAUGAUAACAUUGCACUAUCGUUACCCAGUGUCCAGUCUCUGGUCCAGCAUAGGAAUAUUAGCGUUGAUCAGGCUAUAGCUAUUGAGGCCUUGACCCAACUGGCAGCUACCCCACAAACAGUGCCCUUUGAAACAGAAAACCUGAGUCAGGACACUCAGCGAGAAACAUCUACAUACUCCGCUUCAAGCAACCACGUACCUCUACGAGAGGCUAAACCGGUUUCAGACGUUUUCUCUAACAAGGUCUCGGUAAUCAGUUCAUCGUUGCACCAGACUUCUGUCAUCCGCAGCCCUCUGAACUUGCCGGACAACUUCACCCAAAGUCAAAGUCAGCGCUGUGCCUCUACCCCCAGAAAACUUUCCUUGAAGGAUCUUCUGGUGGCCAGCUCAGAAUGUGAAAAGCUAUCAUAUACCGCGGAAAACCGAAGAAACGGCCAAGCACUUUGUAAAGCUGACAGGUUAGAAGGCACUUUUAAGAAGUACAAGCAUGGAGAAGCGACUCCCAUCUCGAGAAAGAGGGACGAGGAGGAAGUUGCGGCUCAAUUGGUGCAGCUCGCGUUCAUGAUCGAAUCGAGGCAGAUGCAAGUCUCGGAAAACAGUCCCCCGAAAGGGAUGCCUACUCAGACGAUGAAAUACAAUCAUAAUUAUUUGGGGCAGCACUUGAAAAAGCAAAAGAAACCGAAAAUGACACCAGCAAAACCCAGGAUGUCGAAGAAGAAAGCUGCAGAGAUGGAGGGCAAUCAUUGUAGGAUUCCACUGGCCAAGAGGACACCCAACAAGAAGACCCCACUCAAGGCUGCGAUUCAGAAAGCCAUAUCGCAACAAAAGAUGAGGUUACAGCACAAGAGGAGUCCGUUUCUUCCACAAGCUCAGAUUGACCUGAAAAAAUACAUUGCGGAGGCUCGUCACGAGAAUAGGCAACUCUUAUACUACAACAAUUCUCUGAAAAAAGAGCAGUUGGACCUUGUAGGUUCUGGUAAGCAGAAUGGUUUUAACUUUAAAUACGAGCAUGGGGGCCAAAGUCAUUCUUUACUGCCACCGAACGGACUCUUUCACAGUCAUACAAACGACCAUCUCGGUGCUAGCCAGUGGCCGAGGGAUGAAUGUGAACAACGAAUUAUUUCUCAGGAAUCGAAAAACUACGAUGUGCUAAAUCAUGGUGCUAAACAACAACCUCAGCAAACCAUGGCCAGUGAACCCUGUCAAGACUUGCCGCAAAGCCCAGGGAUCAUGUACCGUAAAGCAAAUGGCUUAAAUUGUCAUCAGCACUUGCACACAAAUCAAAACGGAUUUUACAAAGUGGAGAAGUCUGGAGGUGUUACGGUUUUGUCCGCACCCAGUGUACAUUUGGAGAAUGGUGACGAUGCGUACGCUGGAGAGCAGACUCCCACCAAGCACACGCUCAACAACUUUUUGGAGUCUCCAAUGAGGUUUUUGGACACACCAACCAAGAAUCUCCUCAACACGCCCUCUAAACAGUCCACAGAGCUGCCCCCCUGUGACUGUGUGGAACAAAUAAUUGAGAAAGAGGAGGGUCCAUACUACACUCACCUUGGGUCUGGCCCGAAUGUAGCAGCAGUGAGAGAAAUGAUGGAGAACAGAUAUGGCGAGAAAGGCAACGCAGUCCGCGUGGAGGUUGUGGUGUAUACUGGUAAAGAGGGGAGGAGCUCGCAGGGUUGCCCAAUCGCUAAGUGGAUCAUCCGCAGAGGAAGUGAGGAAGAGAAGUUGUUGUGUCUUGUGCGGCAGCGUGCUGGUCACUGCUGUCAGAAUGCAGUGGUAGUCAUUCUCAUCCUGGCCUGGGAGGGGAUCCAACGCAGUGUGGCUGACAGCCUGUACCAGGAGCUCACACAGACUCUCUGCAAAUAUGGCUCGCCCACUAGCCGCCGCUGUGCCCUCAAUGAGGAUCGUACCUGUGCGUGUCAGGGUCUGGACCCGGAGACCUGCGGUGCGUCUUUCUCGUUUGGUUGCUCCUGGAGUAUGUACUUCAAUGGCUGCAAGUUUGCACGCAGCAAAACGCCCCGGAAGUUCAGACUGCUGGGGGACUAUCCUGAGGAGGAGGAGAAGUUGGAGAAAAACUUGCACAAUCUGGCUUCAGAUUUGGCACCUGUCUACAAGAGACUUGCUCCUCAGGCCUUUUACAACCAGGUGGAGCAGGAUCAGCUGGGGAACAACUGUCGGCUGGGCAGGAGGGAAGGUCGACCGUUCUCUGGUGUGACUGCUUGUGUGGACUUCUGUGCUCAUGCCCACAGAGACACACAUAACAUGACCAAUGGAAGCACUGUGGUAUGCACUUUAACCAAGGAGGAUAACCGUGCAGUUAGGAACAUUCCAGAGGACGAGCAGCUGCAUGUCCUGCCGCUCUAUAAGAUCUCUGACACGGAUGAGUUUGGCCAUGUUGAGGGUCAGUGGGCCAAGAUAAAGACUGGGGCACUGCAGGUCCUCUCUGCUUUCCCAAGAGAAGUGCGGCUGUUGGCUGAGCCCGUCAAGUCAGCGCGCAAGAGGAGGCUGGAGGCCAAAAGAGCCCAUGCUGAGAAACUGAGCGGCCUGGAUAGUAAGCAGGUCACCCCUGUGAAAGUUAAGAACGAGCCUCUUAAAGCAUUCAAACACACCUCUGUCGAGCAUUCACCAUGCUCAGAAAAGGAUACUCGUAAUUUAUGUUCCACCAUGCGAUUGUCUGGGGUUCCAGACAUAGGAAGCCAAUUCCCAGACUUCCACUCUACAGUCCCGUACACCCACGGCAUGUCCACGCACCCGAAGUUCCCUCAGCAUGAUCCCUCCGGAAGAACGGACCACGGCAAUGGUCCUCCUCCUCUCAGACACGGACACGAGGCCCUCGGGCAGAUGACCGAACCGCGCAGAAACCCGUAUCCGAACGACCCUGUAAGAAUGAAUCCGAAACGCUCACCCUCGUUCAAAUCCGAGCCUGAGGAGAUGCGGUGCUUCCAGGGCGGGGCAGCUCCCACCCCGCUCUCCCCGCCGAUGGCCGAGGGUCUCCACAGCCGCUUGACCUGCACGCCCGUUUCGGCACAACCCCUGACCCCAGAAGCAGAGGAGGUGUGGUCGGACAGCGAACACAAUUUCCUCGACAGGAAUAUCGGCGGCGUCGCGGUCGCUCCUUCCCACGGCUCCAUCCUGAUCGAAUGCGCUCGACGGGAGCUGCACGCUACCACUCCCAUCCUGCGUCCCGACCGCACUCAUCCCACCCGCAUCUCCCUGGUCUUCUACCAGCACAAGAGCCUGAACGCCCCGGGUCACGGCCUGCAACAGUGGGAGGCUAAAAUGGCCGAGAAGGCCAGGGAGAAAGAGGAGGCCGAGCGCCUGGGACUCAACGAUAGCUCAAAGGCGAUGGAUUCGGACACGGAGAGCGAAAACGAGACUUACGCGGAAGAGAGACGCAAGCUUCAGGUCCCUACCCGUCAAUCGCUAACCGUUUCUCGUGACGGCGUCGUCAUGUCAUCACCCUACUCCCUCACGCACGUCACCGGGCCUUACAACCGCUGGACGUGACAUUCUCCGCUUGUCUAGCUAAUGCCUUACCUCAGCUAGUUGUCAUCUUUUCACGCCCGUUUUUACGUACGCCCUUUUUUAAUUCGUGCUCUUCAUCUCAGCUUUUACGACUACCGUUUGUGGGUUUUUAACUGUGAGUUUUGGUGUGUGUCUGUGUUGAUUUUUUUUUUUAUUGUAAAGAGAUGGUGCUCAGAACAGAUGUUAUAAAACUGGUUUUAUACAUAUAGAUGAAAUUAGUGCAUAGUAAAUGUGAUUAUUUAUUCUGAUCAUUUUCAAAAACUAUUUUGUAAUUUAAUUUCUGGUCCAAGCCUGUUUACUGCAAUAGGAGUUUGUCAUCCUUUUAAAUGACGUGUGUAGUAAACACUCCGAAUUGACAUUGUGAAAUGUGAAUUCUAUUUUCAUGUCUCAGCCUUGGGUGCUCUUUUGGGCCGACAUUUGCUAGUUGCUAUUUUAUGGUGCCAUUGUAACAGUAAGGUUAAAUGACCAAUGUGGGUUAUUACAGGAACUUUCCGUUCGAUUUUUAGGGUUAUUCGUGUUGGUUUUGAAGGUACAUGUACAUUGUUUUGGCAUCCUUUAAAAAGCACUUUGUAUCUUCAGACCAACUUGACAUUUGAAGUUUCCAAUAUGCACAUUUAGUUUAUCCAUCGUUCUAGUAUCUACAGUCAGCAUGUGUUUGGUGUCGACUCAAUCAUGAUUAGAAAACUUUGCAUAUUUAAGCAAUAAUCAUGGAAGGUUUUAUGCUGCAUUUUGGUGUCUAACGUGUCUAAUUGGUCAUUUCUGGCACUUGUGUGAAAGUUUGUAUUAUUUAGUCCCAAUUUUUUUUGUAACUCCCAAAGAGGUUGAAACAUGACUUGAAAACAACUUAAUCAUUUUAUACAAUUCAAGCGUGUUAAAUUAUAUUCAAACAAAUUUACUGUAUGUUUUCACUGGUGCUUUUAAAGUGAUCCCAUGACACCUCCUGAGAUGUCAUUUCAUAUAUUUUUAUUGCUACAUGGUGCAUUUUUAUUUUCACUUUUUUUGGUGCGGAGGGUGGGGUCGAUCAGUGUCUGUGCAUUUUUGUACAAGUUUGUUCAGUUUUAUUUAGCUGCUUUGAAUGAGAAGAUCAACUUUAAAAGGAAUGACUUCGUAAUUGCUUAUGUAUCCAGAGGCCUAGUCAAGAUACUGGCUUAAAGGAGUAGUUCACUUUUAAAAAACUUUUGCUGAUAAUUUACUCACUCCCAUGUCAUCCAAGAUGUU